This is a messenger RNA of Diaporthe amygdali, 975 nucleotides long. RefSeq lists its product as uncharacterized. The record is from RefSeq and is a predicted model, not a curated record. NCBI's taxonomy places the organism in Eukaryota, Fungi, Ascomycota, Sordariomycetes, Diaporthales, Diaporthaceae. Bases 1 to 975 code for a protein of 324 amino acids. The transcript is spliced from 4 exons.
AUGGACACGGCGAAGGAUUGGAUUGCGGUGCUGCUGAUCGUCCUGGCAGUGCUGGGUUAUCUGGGCUCGAGCUGGGGUGGCUUACACAUACUUAGGUACUCUGGUGCAGGCCAAGGUGAAGCUGCAAGCGCCGUCGCGUCUCGGCCCAUGAGCGCCCAUUGUCGCUCGCUGCCGGACGCUCCAGCUCCUGACUCUCCUGAUUUCUCGACCAAACCGGGAGUCUUCGGGUGCGAUCGAGGCAUCGCGGACGCGAUUAUCAACAGCUCGAUUCGCUCGGAAGUCGCCACAGUAGAUCUGUGCGAGAGGUUGAUGCCUGCUAAAGAUGACAAGCCCCCGAGGUCCAGUAUGGCCAGUAUGGGCGAAGGGCAGACGGCCAGACAGGCCAGACAGGCCAGACUACGCAGAGCACACUCGCCGGAGCGUGGCAUCGCCCAGGCUUGGUGUCAGCCUGUCAACGUACAACCAGUUCCUUCGCUGUCUCUCUCUCUCUGCUCCUUGUGUUGCACAGGUACUCAGGUACCGCGACAGCUUCCAGUCAUAUUUGCGCAUGGGGAACGCAGGAAUCUCAUGCAAAAUCGAGGCACAGGAAGGGAAUGGUGCCGUGGGUUCUGGGCAGCUUGGGCUGAGUCCGCGCUCGGCCUUUACUGGGGCGCGUGGCCACAGGGCCAGUGCCCCCCCAUGAUUUUCGCUCGUAUGAUGCCGGACCGAAAAUCGAAAGUUCGCAGCUCCACAUGUCGCACAGCAGAUCCAGCCCGCGACCCCUGCCCUCUAACGGUGCAGGGCACAGCAGUACGAGCAUGUCAAGGGACGUGGCUGUUUUUUCUCCCAUUCUCGCCGAAAGAGCCCGAGGCAAGAUGCCUCAUCAUCCCACCGCUGUACCUCAGUAUCACCAUCUCACAAGCAAACACCACCCAGAACAACAUCACGCCUUUUGUCUUGCUAGAGACAUUGAUCACCCAACAUCCUACAAUCUAA